CAACAUUUCCACUCUUUAUUUGUUGUGCUUGGGUAUUUUGACACUUCAAAAUUCUAACUUGUUCAAAUUUAUAUUCUGCUUUCAUAAACGUAAUUAUGGGACCUAAAAGAAAUCAGGUAUCUUAUAUUAAACCGAAUGAACCAGCUUUUCUAAGGCGUAUAAAACAACAAGCCGGAUACAAGGAAGGACCAGAUGUUGACACAAAAAGAGAACAAUAUCAAGGUGACAGUGAUAAUGACGAAUAUGCAGAGGAGAAGGAGGAUGAAAAGCCAAUUGUGGUAGUUUUACGAUCUGGUGACCUAACUGCCGAAGAAGCAACAAAAGAAGAAGUUGAGCUAAAGGAAAAAGAAGAAAGAGAGCUUAUUGAAAAAGGCAAAAUUGUCUUCAAGUCGCAGAAAAAAAGAACUCAGAUUUCAGAUGAGCCUGAUGGUAGUGACAUAGCGAAUGUCAAAAAAGUGAAAAAAGAAGAUUCUGGCUCCAGCACCAAAAGCGAAAGUAGUAAAGAUACUGCAAAAAAAUCCAGUUUACUUUCUUUUAAUGAUGAAGAUGAAUAGAAAUAUAGCAAUAAACACUACCCAAAUUA
Molecule: messenger RNA, 583 nt
Organism: Daphnia pulicaria
Lineage: Eukaryota; Metazoa; Arthropoda; Branchiopoda; Diplostraca; Daphniidae
Exons: 2
Coding region: 96-554 (152 amino acids)
Source: RefSeq, a predicted model, not a curated record